CAGUCCGCGACCACACACCACAUCGCAAGCAUGCUGCGCACCGCCCGGCUGCAGCUCCGCAACACGCGCCCGCCGCCGACGAGCCUGCGCCGCCCCGCGCACAUCGCCGUGCGGGGCUAUGCCGCCGUGACCGACGUCGCCAACUUCCCCAAGGUCGGCGAGCAGCUGCAUGGCUUCACGCUCAAGCGCGUCAAGCAGGUGCCCGAGCUGGAGCUGACGGCGCUGCACCUGCAGCACGACCAGACUGGCGCCGAGUAUCUGCACAUUGCGCGCGACGAUGCCAACAACUGCUUCUCCAUCGGCUUCAAGACCAACCCGCCGGACGACACGGGCGUGCCGCACAUCCUCGAGCACACCACCCUGUGUGGCAGCGAGAAAUACCCCAUCCGCGACCCCUUCUUCAAGAUGCUGCCGCGCUCACUGUCCAACUUCAUGAACGCCUGGACCUUCCCCGACCACACCGCGUACCCCUUCGCCACCACCAACGCCCAGGACUUCCAGAACCUCAUGUCCGUAUACCUCGAUGCGACCCUAAACCCGCUGCUGAAGGAGAACGACUUCACCCAGGAGGGGUGGCGCAUUGGGCCGGAGAACCCACUGGCGGCCGACACGGACGACCCGAGCGCAAAGAAGCUGGUGUUCAAGGGUGUCGUGUACAAUGAGAUGAAGGGGCAGACGUCGGACGCAAGCUACCUGUUCUACGCCCGCUUCCAGGACCACCUCUUCCCCGCCAUCAACAACUCGGGCGGCGACCCUCAGAAGAUCACCGAUCUGACCUGGGAGCAGCUGCGCAAGUUCCACGCCGACCACUACCACCCGAGCAACGCAAAAAUCCUGACGUACGGCGACAUGCCUUUGGUCGACCACCUGAAGGAAGUGAACGAGCGCCUAAGCAGCUUCAACAAAAUACAGGUGGACCAGGAGGUCAAGGCGCCCAUUGAGUUGGACAGCCCUAAGGAGGUCACAGUCCCCGGCCCUAUGGACCCGUUGGUCCCGCAAGAUAAGCAGUACAAGACGUCAGUGACAUGGUUGAUGGGCGACACAGCCGACGCUGUCGAGAACUUUGCGCUUGGUGUUCUCAGCAGUCUGAUGAUGAACGGCUAUGGGUCGCCGCUGUACCGCAAUUUGAUCGAGUCCGGCCUCGGUGCCGACUUCAGUGCCAACACUGGAUACGACAGCGCAGGACGGAAGGGAGUCUUCUCCGUUGGACUGGACGCCGUCAAGGCUGAGGAUGUGCCCAAGGUCCGCGAGGCCAUCAUGAAGACAUUCAAGGAGUCGCAACAGAACGGCUUUGACGAGAUCAAAGUCAACGGCAUUCUCCACCAGUUGGAGUUGUCGCUGAAGCACAAGACCGCCAACUUCGGCAUGGGCAUCAUGCAGAGGCUGAAGCCCGGCUGGUUCAACGGCAUCGAUCCAAUGGACGCGCUCGCGUGGCAAGAGACUGUCGAUGCUUUCCAAGCAAAGUACGCUGAAGGCGGUUACUUGGAGGGACUCAUCGAAAAGUACCUACUCACCGAGAACACACUCACAUUCACAAUGAAGCCAUCUGAGACCUUCAGCCAAGAACUCGUCGAGGAAGAGAGCCAACGACUGGCGCAGAAGAUCGCCGAGACCACAAGCAAGUUCUCAAGCGAGGAGGAGGCACAGAAGUAUCUCGAGAAGCGCGAGUUGGAGCUGCUUGAGGUUCAGGAGAAGGCCAGAACCGAGGAUCUCAGCUGCUUGCCCACUGUGCACGUCAAAGACAUCCCGCGAGAGAAGGAGAGGAAGCCUCUUCGCCACACCAGCAUCGGCGACGCCAAGGUGCAAUGGCGCGAAGCUCCCACUAACGGCCUGACAUACUUCCGUGCGGUACACCGGUUGGAGAACCUGCCAGACGAGCUGAGAGAGCUGAUCCCGCUCUUCACAGAUGCUCUUAUGCGUCUGGGGACAAAGAACAAGACUAUGGAGCAGCUGGAAGAGCUGAUCAAGCUCAAAACUGGAGGCAUCUCGGUCGGCUACCACUCCAAUCAGUCGCCACUGUCGCUCGACACUUACGAGGAAGGCAUCGCUUUCUCCGGCUAUGCUCUCGACCGCAACAUCCCUGACAUGUACGAGCUGCUGCGCACAAUCCUGCAGGAAACCGACUUCGAAUCCCCAGAAGCAGAGAAGAAGAUUAAGGAACUCCUCCAGGCCUCGUCAAGCGGUGCGGUCAACAACAUCGCGUCUUCUGGCCACUCGUAUGCCAUGCGAUACGCCGAGGCAGGUAUCACAUCUGUAGGACGCCUCGCAGAGCAGACCGGCGGCCUCACCCAGGUCAAAGUCACAACCAAGCUCGCCGCCCUUGAGUCCCUCACAGAAGUCAUCCAAAAGCUCAAAGCGAUCCAAUCCUUUGUCAUCGCAAACUCAUCCAACCUCCGCGUCGCCCUCAACUGCAGCCCCGAGUCUGCAACACCCAACCAAGACGCCCUUGCCACCUUCCUCACCUCCCUCCCCAAAUCCGUCGCCGUGCCCUCCACAUCGCAGGAAAACACCUACCCCCGCAACGCGAAAUCCUUCUUCCCCCUUCCCUACCAGGUCUACUACUCCGCCCGCGCCGUCAAAACAGUCCCCUACACCGACCCCGCCAGCGCGCCCCUCGAGAUCCUCGCCAAGCUGCUCACCUUCAAGCAACUGCACCCCGAGAUCCGCGAAAAGGGCGGCGCCUACGGCGGCGGCGCCUACGCCCGCGGCCUCGGCGGCGUCUUCGGCAUGUACUCCUACCGCGACCCGAACCCGGUCAACAGCCUGCGCGUGAUGCGCGACGCCGGCGUGUGGGCGCGCGACCGCGCCUGGUCGGCCCAGGACCUCGAGGAAGCCAAGCUGUCCGCGUUCCAGGGCUACGACGCGCCGCAGAGCGUCAGCCGCGAGGGCAUGCGGCUGUUCCUGUCCGGCGUCGACGACGACGCGCUGCAGCUGCGCCGCGAGCGGCUGCUCGACACGACGGCCGCGCAGGUCCAGAGCGUCGCGGAUGCGUUCCUGGUCCAGCGCGCGGCCGAGGCGAAUCUGGCCGUGCUCGGCGAGAAGAAGGAGUGGGCUGCGGACUGGGAGUUGCGCGACCUGGGCAUGGCGGCGCAGAGCGAGGCGGCGCAGCCCGAGGCUGCUGCUGCUGCCGCGGCCUAGACGCGGUGGUGUUGUGUGUAUGUAUCAUAGCUUGUACAGUAUCCCUACUCCCGCAUCGCCGGUGUUCGCACUGGGGCUGAUGUAUCUGCCUUCGCCUUCGUUCCC
Boeremia exigua is the source of this 3243-nucleotide messenger RNA. RefSeq names its product Metalloenzyme, LuxS/M16 peptidase-like protein. Gene Ontology annotation, cellular component: mitochondrial matrix. The record is from RefSeq and is a predicted model, not a curated record. Lineage: Eukaryota; Fungi; Ascomycota; Dothideomycetes; Pleosporales; Didymellaceae. Gene Ontology annotation, biological process: protein processing. The transcript is spliced from 2 exons. Gene Ontology annotation, molecular function: metal ion binding. The coding region runs from base 31 to 3138 and encodes 1035 amino acids.